CCUUGAUUUUCCCAAUGGGUAAGCCAUUUGAUUUGGCGCAUCAGGAAGGAGGCGCUCUCGCUAAUGGCGUUCUUGCAGACGUGUACAUAUACAACUGUUUUGAUAACCUUAUCGAUCGCACUUGGCUCCUCAGCAUUCAGCGGCCUCUCCGCUGCAUUACUGAUAUUUCUUAUUAUCUACAACAUGUUCUUCACGGUCCAUGUUCACCGGCGCUGCGUUUGGGGUGCCGCAGGAACACGAACAAGAGAAGGAACACGAGCGCAAGAUGUGGGGGCAGCGGAAUCAAGAGCAGCGACAGGUCAAUGGCAGCGGCAAUGAGACUGGGCAUCAUGCUUAGGGAGGUCGUUCGAGAAAUGCAUUUCAGCUUUUCGUAUUCACCGACCAAAAUUGGAUGGUUGACAUCCAGCAUCGCGCUUGCCGCGUCCAAACUUUCAGCAUUCCCGACAUUGAAGGUGUUCGUUCCCGCCGAUUGGCGAUUCAUCAACAACAGCUCGUCUUUACCGGGCUUCGGCCAUAUAGUUCAAUACGAGAAAAGAAGGAAGGCAGAACAAAGACUCGGUUGGGGGCUGAAGCGUGACCACUCAUGCCAAUACAAAAGUCGCCGCUGA
Periconia digitata is the source of this 608-nucleotide messenger RNA. NCBI's taxonomy places the organism in Eukaryota, Fungi, Ascomycota, Dothideomycetes, Pleosporales, Periconiaceae. The record is from the annotation of a GenBank genome assembly.